UCAAUACCCAGCAGCCAAACAUGGAGGCAGUUGUCUCGGCGAUCAUCGGCGACCUCGCCGGUAGAUCCAUCUCUUUCCUCGUCGACACAUACCUCAACCUGACGGCACCAACGACCGGCGACGACGACGAGAGGCUACACAGGCUGCAGCAGCUGCUGCGUCGUGCCCACGUCAUCGCCGAGGAGGCGGAGCGGCGGCGCGUCACGAACCACUCCAUGCUGCUGCAGCUGAACACCAUGAGAGAGGAGAUGUACAGAGGGCACCACGCGCUGGCUCACAUGCUGGCCAGCCGCCGAGCCCGCAGCAGGGACGACGACGGCGACCAGGAUGACCAGCGACGGCACGCCGACGACGACGGUCCGGUGAGCCAUCAUCAUCCCUUCGCCAUGUCUCAGUUCAAUCCUGCCAAGCGUGCCCGCCUGGUGAUCCGUAGCAGGGAUGGUCAUCGUCAGAGCGAGAAACGGAUGCAGCAAGCUCUGAAGCGCAUAGAAACCAUAAUCACUGACGUGAAAGAUGAGUUCGUCGUGUUCUUGACCGCUUGUCCUCCCUUGGGGCGCCAGCCGUACAGCUCCUACAUGAUCAUCGACAAGUGCAUGUUCGGUCGCCAAAUGGAGAUGGAACGUGUCGUCACCUUCCUACUACACGACGACGAAGAAGAAGAUGAUGAUGGUGGUGGUGGUGCUUCGAAGCUAGGUAUCCUGCCCAUUGUAGGCCCCACAAAAGCCGGAAAGAGCACCCUUGUCGAGCAUGCUUGCAACGACGAGAGGGUGCGAGAUCACUUCUCGCAGAUAGUAUCUUUCACCCUUGGCGACCUUGUAGAUGAAAACACACUGGCCCUUAGAAGAGGCCGAGUGAUCAGGCAUCGGCGCUGCCCCUCAGAUGAAGGCUGCAGGGUAUUGGUCAUCGUUGAACUGGAUGGAGAUAGGAAUUCAAGAGGUAUGGAUUGUACUAUCAUGGAGGAUUUGUUCAGAAGACUGCGAUCCAUCUGCAGAACUCGCGUCCCGUGUGUAAGUAAAAUCAUAGUCAAAAGCCGAUCCGACAAGAUUGCGAGUCUCGGAACAACGGAACCUCUUAGGUUAGAUCAUGUAGCUAAAGAAGCUUAUUGGUACUUCUUUAAGGUGUGUGCAUUUGGAAGCACAGACGCCUCAGAGCACCCGGAACUGGUAUCAAUAGCCAUGGACAUGGCAGUGGAGAUGGAUAGGUGUUUCGGGCUCCUGGACGUAUUUGCUGGACGCUUGAGAUCAAAUUUCAAUGCUCGUUUUUGGAGGUUGAUGCUGGAGGUUGUAAGAGAAUUCAAGAAGAAGAAUCUCCUCAUGAACGAUGCAUGCCAUAGUGAUCAAAACCGGGAGGUGACCGAGCCGGCAUCAUUUAACCCCAAAAGAACCCAAGAUCAGUUUGUGUGUCAUGGCGACUAUGAACUAACAGGCUUUGUGGACGGAGAAGUUCCAAUGAUAUCAUUGCACGAUCUCAUUUUUGAAGGCACCAGGCCACGAGGAAAUCCCGCACACCACCUUACUACAGCCACGCGUACAGCUUCGAGAUACUGAGGCCACAGUGUAUGACCAUCACUCAGCAGGAAGAAGACAGCAGUUAAGAAUAUUGUCAGCUGAGCCGAUGAUAAUCUUUUGUGUGUGUUUAGAUAUGUUCAGUCAUCUGUUGAAGUGUAUACUUGACAUUUCUGAAGGGCAGAGCCUAUUGUAAUUGUGUGAUGCAAGGUACUAUGAUCCCAGACUCAUAUCUUUUUGUGGUUACUUAAUCAAGUCUGUCCUUUCCAGUA
This is a messenger RNA of Setaria italica (foxtail millet), 1777 nucleotides long. RefSeq names its product putative disease resistance protein RGA1. Lineage: Eukaryota; Viridiplantae; Streptophyta; Magnoliopsida; Poales; Poaceae. The transcript has a single exon. Bases 21 to 1547 code for a protein of 508 amino acids. The record is from RefSeq and is a predicted model, not a curated record.